Molecule: messenger RNA, 1474 nt
Organism: Engraulis encrasicolus (European anchovy)
Lineage: Eukaryota; Metazoa; Chordata; Actinopteri; Clupeiformes; Engraulidae
Gene: fgf22
Product: fibroblast growth factor 22
Exons: 3
Coding region: 432-1166 (244 amino acids)
Biological process (GO): regulation of cell migration; positive regulation of gene expression; animal organ morphogenesis
Cellular component (GO): cytoplasm
Molecular function (GO): fibroblast growth factor receptor binding; growth factor activity
Source: RefSeq, a predicted model, not a curated record
AGAAGAAGAAAAGAGGUAAAGGGGGAGGACAAAGUACACAGAGAGAAAACAAAAAAAGGGGAGAAAAAAAAAGAGGAAGAAACCCCCCACCCCAGAAGAGACUCUUUUUUGGGAAGAUGGAUUUACAAAAUGUGAAAUCAUUCAGUGAAGAGUGAGGAACUGGCAGUGAGGAGCUGAAGGACCUAAAGCUCGACUAGUGGAAACAAGGACCGGAGGAGACACAAUAACAAAAUGUACCUGUAAUACUACAACUUGCUUUGUGACUUUUUUUUGGAACCGGGGUUUACAAAAAGACAAGGAUUUUCCUUUACCCAAAAUCAUUUCAUUUUGUGACAGAGAGCUAUUUGAGUUUAUUUCUCCGGAGCGAGUCGCCUUUGGGCAGCAGCAUGUCUCAGCCUUAUGCAAGGUGCACUUCGGGAGUCUGACCCACCAUGUGCAAAUGGAUGCUACCCGCCGUCGCUCUCCGUCCUGAUCUGGAGGUUGGCACUGCCCACAGGAGGGAGCAUAGGUCUGGGCUGCUGCUGCUGCCGCCACGGCGGCCACGGGCAUCAGCACCAUCAUCGGCACCAUCAUCCCCCUGCCCGGCGUCCCUGUGCCUGGCAUGCAUCACCCUGUUCGCCCUGGUGGCUGGAGCAGCGGGUGGGUGCCCGUCCGGUGGUGGAGGUAGCACGGGCGCGGGACAGAACCCGCUGCAGGUGCUGGCAAAGGGCAGCAACUGCUCGUGGACUUUAGAGCGCCACACGCGCAGCUACAACCACCUGGAGGGCGACGUGCGUCUGCGCCGCCUCUACUCCGCCAACAAGUUCUUCCUCUGCAUCGACAAGUCGGGGAAGGUGGACGGCACCCGCCGCAAAAACUACGCCGACAGCCUGAUGGAAAUCCGAUCUGUCAGUGUGGGAGUCGUCGCCAUCAAAUCUGUCAGCACUGGGCUGUACUUAGCCAUGUCCAAAAAGGGCUCACUCUUUGGAUCGUCGCGGUACAACCCCAGCUGCAAGUUUAAGGAGCGAAUCGAGGAGAACGGCUACAACACGUACGCCUCCCUGCGCUGGCGGCACGGCGGCCGGCAGAUGUUCGUCUCGCUGAACGGCCGCGGCAAACCGCGCCGUGGGCACAAGGCGCGCCGGCGGCACCCCUCCACCCACUUCCUACCCAUGAUGCCCACGUAGCUGCCCGACGCCCACCCAACGUCUGCCCACCUGGAGUCCCUUCCUCUGCUCACCAGAGGUGGAAACAUUGGAUCGACAGAGUAAAAAGUCCUGCUUAGAUAGUCCUCCUGCCUGUGCUCUCAACACAGGUGUUAUCAAUAAUACAUGGGUUCUAAAUUUUUGUUUUCUCCUGGCUGCGCGACACUAGCUGCGCACAACUCAACCUCUGAUUGUUGGAAACCGCUGUCGGUCCAAAAAUUUGCUCACGUGGUUGGCUGCCAGUGUCUUGCCCCUCCUCACAACAUCGUGUUUAUAAACACGGUGAACCC